Molecule: messenger RNA, 306 nt
Organism: Colletotrichum lupini
Lineage: Eukaryota; Fungi; Ascomycota; Sordariomycetes; Glomerellales; Glomerellaceae
Exons: 4
Coding region: 1-306 (101 amino acids)
Source: RefSeq, a predicted model, not a curated record
AUGGAACAACUCGUCCUGAAGAAAGAUGAUCUCGUAUGCGCAGGCGACAACGAAGGGAAUCUAGUCGCUCUUCCUUCUGAAAGCUGUCGGUGCGACUUUGGGAGUUGUCAAAAGCAAACAGAGGCAAUUACACUCGAGGCAAUAUCGAUGCGAGGCCGCAGGGGUGAUAGAUGGUCAAGUUGCAAUGCCGUAUCUACCAAGAAGGCAUGCGACGAGGAGGAAGGAACCCCCCGUAACAGCGUAAAGACCACUUGCAGCCCAAGUCUUCAGCUAUCUGAGCCGAUGACAGGCGGACUGUCCCUGUGA